AUGGAUGCGGCGGGAAUCACCGAAGCUUUGAACGUAUCGGCCGGGAUGGUCUGGUCUCCCCUUCCUUGGAACGAAGAAUCUAUUCAGGAACUUGAGCUGGAGCUGGAGCGAAGGCUGGCCUUUCCCUGGCUAUCCUCAAAGCCGGUCCCCACGCGUCGCGUGUGCGUCGUUCUCCUAAGUAAUGUCAGCAUCCCGACAACGAAAAUUAGGUGGGACACAGCAGCUGCUAUGGGUGUGAAGGUUGUUGUGCUGAGCACGGGCUCAUGGUGGAAGGAUGACAACGGACCUUGUGCACAUUUAAGAGAAGCCUUCAUUGACAUCGAUAUGACAGUCGACUCUGGUUUGUCCGAGAGGAUCGCCAAUGCUGUCAAGUUGUAUCCACAACCGAUCGAUGGCAUUUUUGCAAUAUCAGAUGUCCUUCUGAUCCCGGUGGCGGAGGCAGCCACACAGCUUGGCUUAUGGACCAGUGGUCCCAAACCCUUUACCAUCUCCACAAACAAGUAUCUCACACGCCGGAUACUGGACCCGCUGUCACGAGAGUACUUCUGGGUGGACUCAGUACAGGCACUGGAGACGCGGCUUGCAUCUAGCGAUCCCGUCAACUUCCCCCUUGUCUGCAAGCCAUUCCAAGGCAGAGGAAGUGAAGGCGUCUUCCGAGCCGACAACGCUGCGCAACUCCGACAUGCUGUCUCUCGAGCACUGGCUUCGAAGAAUGGCGCCAAUGUUUUGGUUGAGCCUUACGUGGAUGGGCCCGAGGUGGACUGCAAUCUCGUUCUCCUCAAUGGCCGCAUUCUCUAUUCCGAGGUGGUCGACGACUUCCCCUGCCAAGCGGAUGUCGCCCAAGACCCCUCGGACAAGCUGUUUGCCGAAACCGAAGCUGUUGUGCCGUCAAGACUGCCUGCCUUCGAGCAGCAUGCCAUCAUUGACGCCGUCCUCGAUGCGGUUCUCCUGCAAGGGUUUGACACUGGAGUCUUCCACUGCGAGGCAAGAGUCCGCAAUUCGUCAAUGCACUACAUUGUGGCCGAGGACGCCACUCUUCCGGAGCUGGAGUGGAACAAGAAGCCAAUAGAGAUUACAACAGAGACGCCGUCUAUUUUCCUUCACGAGGUCAACGCCCGCAUCCCGGGUAUCGCUAGCUCUGCUGUUUCGAUGCUUGCCCGUGGGAUUGACUUUUGGACCUUGCAACUCCUGUGUGCAGUCAGUGACUGGUCGCGAUAUGAAGCGCUUUCAAAUCCAUUCGGUCGUGAUGACCGCUGCGAUCAUGCAUGGCUGACCAACGCCAGGGAACUGGUCACCCCAAAGGGCAUUGAGGCCAUGUAUCCGGGUAUACCGCUUGACCUACUCAACAACAAGAUGGUCGACAGCAACCACAACCCGAUCCGGGAGCUCGCCAAGUCUCAUGGAGAUCUGACAAAGUACGUGUUGCGACACUAUGCCAAUGUCAAGGACGCGGCACGAUACGGCUUCCAGGAAGGAGAGUGGCUGUGGGGCGGUUGUAUGGUGAUAGUAUCGCCCAUCAGUCGUCAGCACGCACGUCACGUUGCAGAGAACAUCCAGGACCUUUACCAGGACUUGGUGAGACAGAAGUACUAUGUCGUUUAG
This is a messenger RNA of Fonsecaea erecta, 1602 nucleotides long. RefSeq lists its product as hypothetical. Gene Ontology annotation, molecular function: ATP binding; metal ion binding. NCBI's taxonomy places the organism in Eukaryota, Fungi, Ascomycota, Eurotiomycetes, Chaetothyriales, Herpotrichiellaceae. The record is from RefSeq and is a predicted model, not a curated record. The coding region runs from base 1 to 1602 and encodes 533 amino acids. The transcript has a single exon.